Messenger RNA from Diatraea saccharalis (sugarcane borer), 642 nucleotides. The record is from the annotation of a GenBank genome assembly. Lineage: Eukaryota; Metazoa; Arthropoda; Insecta; Lepidoptera; Crambidae.
AUGGGAUUAAGAAAGUCAUCUUUAGAAGACUAUCGAGCGGGAUAUCGAGGCGGUCUCCACUAUCACGCCAAAAGACAUAUGCUACCACAAAACAAUGAUCACAAAAAACGAAUGAGCACACCAAAACCACGAGAACUAAGAAAAAAACCGUCGGGUCAUCUUAAACCGCUGGAUGAAGAUGACAUGGAAAAUGAUGAAGUGGUAUCAGUAGCCGUAGGCCCACCACCUGUCCGGCCCAAAUAUGACAAGUCCCAAUGGAAACACACUCCAAAACAAACUAAUAAUACCAAUAGUAAUAGCGUUCCUGCUACGAAUCUAGUCAGGGAUAUUUUAACACAACUCGGACAAGAAUUUCUGACACAUGAAGUAAGUGAAGAUUUCGUCUUUGGACAGUAUAUUGGGAACGCAAUGAGAAAUUUAACAAGUGAAUUGAGAUUAAAGAUGCAACAUGAAAUUCUGGAGCUGGUUGUAAAAUAUCAAAAGAUUAAUAGAGGAGAUAUGAGAAUUGAAGAAACUAAGCCAGAAUUACCUACGGUACAGAAUUUUAAAGACAUGCGUUCUGACAGAAAUUUCACAUCUAAUGAUAACGAAGAAAGCUGGCCUGACUUCAGUAAUUUAGCAAAAAUAGUGGGACGUAAGUGA